AUGCGCCUACGGGGGGAAGGAGGCGGGGCCGCGACGCCCACUUCCUUCGGCGCUGGCGGCCCGGCGGAACGCCGGCGCGAGUCCAGUUCGCAGGAGGAGGAGGUCAUCGACGGCUUCGCCAUCGCCAGCUUCAGCACGCUGGAGGCCCUGGAGAAGGACAUGGCCCUGAAACCCCAUGAGCGCAAGGAGAAGUGGGAGCGUCGCCUGGUCAAGAAGCCCCGCGAGUCAGAGGGCUGCCCGACAGUGGCAGUGGCAGUGGUGGCUGCGGGGCCCAGCGAGAACGGGAGGCCCCUGGAGGCAGAUGGUCCUGCAAGGGACACAGAGCCCACCUGUGAGCGGGGCCUGAAGAAGGCUCCCUUGCAGCCCGCCCAGCAGAUAAAGGUCUCCGUGUCCAGAGGGGGUGGCCGCCACAGUGAUGAUGACAGCGUCCAAGAAGCCGCCAGCUCCCGACGCAGCAGUUCCAGGGACCGGCUCAGCGACAGCUCGGUGCAGGCUCUCUCAGGCAGAGGCUACUCGUGUGACAGUGAGAGCAGCGGGGACGAUCAGGCAUCUGUGAGCUCGGAGCAGCUCUUUGGCCCAGCAGCCGACACAGGCCCCAAACAGGGUGAGAAGCUUGAGGCCAAGGCCGGGGCACCACCCAAAGUCUCGGGCUUGGAGCGCAGCCGCGAGCUGAGCACCGGGCCACCCUUCCCGCCCUCGGCGCGCAGUCCCGCGCCCGCCGCCAGCCCCGCGCAGGGCGCCCCCGCCAGCCCCCUGGUCAAGAAGGAGGCCCCCGCCCCGGCACGCGCGCCCCUGCCGCCCUGCGCCCCGCUCCCGACGCACGUGCCUCUCCCUGCUGGCGCUCUCCCUGGCCCCAGCCCCAGCCAGGCGGCGCACCCGGGUUUGCACAAGCUCAGGAGCAGCAGCGCCGGCCUGGGGCUCGCCAAGCUCGCGUCCCUGGCGCCGGCCGGGCCGCGCCCGCACCUCUCUACCUCACACUCGGCGCUCCGCUCGCAGGCCCAGCACCAGCACCCCGCGGCGGCCAUGUUCGCCCCGCCUCCGACACUGCCCCAGCCGCCGGCACUGCCGGCCAACGGCCUGGUGCUCCCGGGACACCCCGCGGAUGCCAGCCUGCUGGUCCCGCUCAGCCCACCGGUCUCGCACUGCCAACCUCGCGCGGGGAUUCUGAUUGAUCACGAGCUGCUCAGGCAAGAGCUGAACGCGCGUUUUCUGGUCCAGAGCGCUGAGCGGCCCGGCGCCCCCCGGGGCCCCGGGGCUCUGCUGCGAGCGGAGUUCCACCAGCACCAACACACACACCAGCACACACACCAGCACCAACACACAUUCGCCCCCUUCCCUGCCGGGCUGCCCCCAACGCCGCUGGUGCCGCCCACCGCACCCCUGCCGUUUGAGAAGUUCACACCCAAGCUGGACAGUCCCUACUUCCGACAUUCCAGUUUCUUCCCGGCCUUCCCUCCGGCGUUCCCCGGACUACCUGCCCUGCUCCCACACCCGGGCCCCUUUGGGUCCCUGCAGGGCGCUUUCCAGCCCAAGCUCCACCUGUGCCCUGCACCUCUCCCCUCUCAGACCUCAAGCCCGAUCGAGGUGACAGGUCGGGCCAGCACCAUCCACACAUUGCUCCAGAAAGCCCCUGUGGUGCCUGACCCAUAUAGGACAGCAGCCGUCAGGAAGCCAGGGCGGUGGUGCGCUGUGCACGUGCAGAUCGCUUGGCAGACAUACCGCCAUCAGCAGAAGAUGAAGAUGCAGCUGGACCCACACAAGCUGGAGGUGGGUGCCAAGCUGGACCUGUUCAACAGGCCCCCUGUCCCUAGUGUGGUCACCAGCCUCCACUACCCGCAGGACCUAGCCAGGCCUCUCUUCUCCAGCUCCGGUACCACCCAUCCUGCCGUCACCCCAUUUGGGCCCUCCAUCCACCCCAGCAGCUUCUUGACUUCUGGCCGCCUGGCAGACCCCUUCGGCAGAUCCAGCACCUUCGGAGGCCUGGGCAGCCGGGGCAGCGGCGCCUUCGGAGGCCUGGGCAGCCCGGCACUAGCUCCAGGUGGCAGCCUCAUCGCCCCCAAGGAGAGCUCUGGGCUGCCCAGCCUACCCAGCCCCCAUGAGGCCUGGGACCGGCCUACCCGGGCAGCACCCUCCUUCCCCACGCCGCCACUGUGGCCCAAGCCCUUGGAUGCUGAGCGAGCUUCAGCCUUGACCAACCACGACCGGGAGCCUGACAAGUGCAGGGAGGAGCGGGAGCGGGACCUCCUGGAAAAGACUCUCCGGCUGAGUCGGGCCUCCCCAGGAAGCCACCCUCUGUUUCGAGGCCACGGAGUCCCCAUCGAGCGUGAGGCUGGGCCCCGUGUCAAGGAGAAUCACUCUCCGGCUGGGGAGGACAGAGGCAAGGGAGUGGCCUGUGAGCCUUCGCCUUCCACGCCAGGGGCCCUGGGCAACGGCCUGCGCCUGGCCAGCCUCCUGGCUGAGCGGCCCCAGAGUGACAUAAAAGUCAAAGAGGAGCGCUGGGAGGAUGGCGAAGUGCCAGAGCCCCCAGGAAGCGGCCUGUCUCCCGCACUCAGCCUGGGCCCGGCAGGCCUCGAGCGCCCUGUGGCGCCGGGUCGUGCCUGGGAGCUGCAGCUCGAUGCCUACCGAGGCCUGGGCCCCAUCGACCCCCGCGAGCGAGCCUACCGUGACCGCGAGCCCCUCGGCCACACAUCUCUGCUGAAGUGGAUUGGUGCUCAGGACAGGCGGUAA
Condylura cristata (star-nosed mole) is the source of this 2727-nucleotide messenger RNA. RefSeq names its product fibrosin-like 1 (gene FBRSL1). The transcript is spliced from 22 exons. Bases 1 to 2727 code for a protein of 908 amino acids. NCBI's taxonomy places the organism in Eukaryota, Metazoa, Chordata, Mammalia, Eulipotyphla, Talpidae. The record is from RefSeq and is a predicted model, not a curated record.